AUGAAGUAUAUUGAUGAAAUUGAUCUAGAAUUAGUAAAUCAAGAACUAAAUUUUAUAGUACCUGAAAAUAAUCUAAAUAUAAGAGGAGGAUGUGAAUUAUUUACAACAAAACCAAUUGGUUCAGAUAGGAAAUUAUUCAAGACAAUAGAUAAACAUUUAAAUCAAAUAAUAGAAGAUAAUCAAUUAUCAAGAUCAUUAGAAAAAGAAAGACAGAAUUCAUUAGGUUCAAUGUAUGGAACAAGUGGUAGUCCAAUUGAUAUACGAAUAAAUAAUCAAAAUUUUGCAGAAAGGAAAAGAAGGUCGAGUUCAAAUCUGGGGAAAUUAAAUUUUCACAAAAGUUCAGUAAUAUCAAAUACAACAGAUGAUGAAAAUAGUGCAAAUGUAAGUACAUCAUCAUUAUUAUCAAAAUCUUUAAAUGACGAUAGUAUAAUAGCGCAAGAAAUACCCAUUGAUGAAUCACCAUUUGGACCUUUAAAAAGUACAACAACAAGAAGAACUUUUGCAUAUCUUAUAGCUAUUUUGAAUAAUACAUUUCCCGAUCAAGAUUUUUCAAACUUACAACCAACUUUUGAAAAUUUUUACAAGAUUGAAUCACCAGAAGAUUUAAUACAGAAGUUCAAUAAUCUUUUAGUUUCAUUAGGUAAAAAAGAAGAUAUUUUAAAUUGGAUUUGGGAUAUAAUAAAUUCUUACAUGGAAGUAUUACCACUUAAGAAUUCAUCACCUUAUUUAUCAGCUCAAGGCUCUGGUAGUCCCACUAAUAAUCAAGGUUCAAGAAAAAACAGCUUAAACAUAAGUAGUAGGAAUGGAUCAACUUCAACAUUAAAUGGAGCAUCAAGUAAUAAUUCACCACCAGGUUCUACACCAUCAAGUUAUGAAAACUGUCAAAUAUAUCAAUUCCAACCAUCAGAUGAAUCAAUAUUUGAAGAUUUAACGUAUCCACAUCAACCAAUGUGGUCCUACUACUGGUUUAUCUACAAUCGAAAAAGAAAAAGAGUAACUUUUUUACAUUUAACAGCAAUACAAAUAUCUACAAAGGAAAAAAAACGAAAUUCAAAAGAUCUCAAUACGAAUGAUGAUAAAUUAAUUCAUGAAGAUUAUGAUGAUGAAGAAUAUGAUGAAAAUGAUGAAUAUAUAAAUAAUGGAGAAGAAGAUGAAUUAGAGGAAGAUGAUGAAGAUGUAGAUGAUUUAACUAAGGCUACUACUUUAACUGAAGAAAAUGCCGAUGUUGUUGGUGAUCUUGAAAUUUGA
Molecule: messenger RNA, 1248 nt
Organism: Lodderomyces jiufengensis
Lineage: Eukaryota; Fungi; Ascomycota; Pichiomycetes; Serinales; Debaryomycetaceae
Gene: MAF1
Product: RNA polymerase III-inhibiting protein
Exons: 2
Coding region: 1-1248 (415 amino acids)
Biological process (GO): negative regulation of transcription by RNA polymerase III
Cellular component (GO): nucleus
Molecular function (GO): RNA polymerase III core binding
Source: RefSeq, a predicted model, not a curated record